GUCAUUGACGUCACAUUCGAACACGCUCAAUCCGCCAACUUCGUGAAAUUCGCCGCGUGGAGCAGGUUGCUACAUCCGCCACCUAGUAACAGAACGCUACCGCGAAUCCUUCAACCUGGCAGGUAAUAAGCGCCGCAGCUUCUCCAGUAACGGAGGCUUGCUGAAUCGCAUGUUCGGCACCUCCCCUGGAAAAGAAGACGAAGUUGCUGUUAACGACGGCCCUGCGGUGAACGACCCACGAGGACCUGCGCCAUCUGCUUCUACGAACGACCCCGCUAUGGGAGGCGCCGGCAAUGGACUGGACCGCAAAGCCAGCGAUGCCUCGAACCCUAAUACAGAAAAGAAGAGGCGGAGUAGUGGCGUGUCGCGUGCAAGGGAUAUGUUCUCAAGCGCAAAGCAGUCGCUGCACCUAAGCCCCAACCCCAAUGCCGCCCCUCCGCCUGGUUCUUCGCCUGGAAAGGCAGAGACGCCUAUCCAGAAGCUCGGGAAAUCUGACGCUGCGCUCAGCGUCCCCCAGGGCUCGCUCAACAACUCAGCCGGCGAGUCCGCGCCCACACCACGUUCGACCUUCCGAGUCGGUGUAACAGAGGACAAGAACAAGAAGUGCAGGCGGACGAUGGAGGACACACACGCAUACCUAUACAACUUCUUGAGCACACCCGCGCCAUAUUUCGGUGCUGAGAAGCGAGGUUCGACGUCCGACGCUGGCUCUGUUCAGUCUGGUGCAACGAGCCAGCAGGUUGCCGAAACCGACAACGGGUACUUCGCUAUUUUCGAUGGCCAUGCUGGAACCUUUGCUGCCGACUGGUGUGGUAAGAAGCUUCAUUUGAUCCUGGAAGAGACAAUCAAAAAGCACCCCAACACGCCUAUCCCUGAACUCCUCGAUCAGACAUUCACCAGAGUGGACAAUGAACUCGAGAGGCUGCCCCUCAAGAACAGUGGUUGCACUGCAGUCACCGCAGUAUUGAGGUGGGAAGACCGAGUUCCGAACGCUCAGUCUUCGACUGGCUCUAUUCUUUUCGCUCCUGCCGCAGCGUCAGCUAUCAAGAACGAGGCCGGUGAAACAGUUCAGGUGGAGGCUGCAGAGGCACACGCAGUUGCAGACCGGUUACAAAGCGAAGUGAGUCGUCAACGAGUACUGUACACAGCCAACGUCGGUGACGCACGUAUCGUUCUCUGCAGAAAUGGCCGAGCCCUCCGCCUCUCAUACGACCACAAGGGUAGCGACGAGAAUGAAGGACGCCGCGUGGCCAGCGCCGGUGGAUUAAUCCUCAACAACCGCGUUAACGGCGUACUUGCUGUCACACGAGCACUUGGCGAUGCCUACAUGAAGGACCUAGUCACUGGCCAUCCCUACACUACAGAGACCGUGAUCCAAGCAGACCAGGACGAGUUCCUGAUUCUUGCUUGCGACGGGCUCUGGGACGUUUGCUCCGACCAGGAAGCGGUGGAUCUUGUUCGACACGUCCAGGAUCCACAAGAAGCGUCCAAGAAGCUCGUGGACUACGCUCUGGCUCGUUUCUCCACCGACAACCUGUCAUGCAUGGUUGUCCGCUUUGAUAACAAGGCUGUGAGGCAGCGCAAGAACGAAGGCACCAUCGGUGUUGAGGGCGACCCGCUGACCGCUAAAGGCAACGUCACAGAAGCCGAGGCCAUUGUUGCCCAGGCAAGGAAGUCGAUUAGCGACCCACAACAGUCGGUUGAGAACGCCGCAGCCAGCAUCAUUAAAGAAGAAGAGGAGAAGGAGCCAGGGCCUGAGCUGAACAUCGAGGCAGCGAAGGCAGCCCAGAAGCAUCCUGCUUAGAUUUCGUAGGUAUUCAAUACGUGUGGAGGAUUAUGCGGCAUGGCUGGAAUUUCAUCUCCUUAGUCCCUCCCAUGUAUGCAUGCUCUCAGAUUAUAGCUGUACCAAGCCAGGCGUUCUUGCAGAAGAAUUGAAACAAUUUCCGUGUCGGCCCA
Molecule: messenger RNA, 1956 nt
Organism: Didymella exigua CBS 183.55
Lineage: Eukaryota; Fungi; Ascomycota; Dothideomycetes; Pleosporales; Didymellaceae
Product: PP2C-domain-containing protein
Exons: 2
Coding region: 170-1804 (544 amino acids)
Biological process (GO): protein dephosphorylation
Molecular function (GO): cation binding; protein serine/threonine phosphatase activity
Source: RefSeq, a predicted model, not a curated record